Messenger RNA from Penicillium salamii, 870 nucleotides. The record is from the annotation of a GenBank genome assembly. Lineage: Eukaryota; Fungi; Ascomycota; Eurotiomycetes; Eurotiales; Aspergillaceae.
AUGGCAGCUCGGCAAUCAACCCCCGCUUCGGAGCAUUCGCAUUCUGAUAGCAAUGUCCGAAAGAGAGUUUGCAAAGCAUGCGAUCGGUGUCGUUUGAAGAAAUCCAAGUGCGACGGUUCCAGUCCAUGUUCACGGUGUCGCGCAGAUAAUGCAAUCUGUGUCUUUGGGGAGCGCAAGAAGGCUCACGAUAAAGUGUACCCGAAGGGAUACGUUGAGAUGUUAGAACAGCAACAAUCAUGGCUUGUUCACGGCCUCCAAGAACUAUAUCGACGCAACAUCGAAGGCGAGGGCUGGCCCGGGGAGCUUCUCAAGCUUGAAUCCAACGGCAACCCCCUCACGCACGACCUGCUUAUGCGCUUAGGCGCCCUCGACGGGUCCAAGGGCGAACGAUUCGAAGAGAACCCCGAAUCUCUCCAGCAGGAAAUGUGGCACUCCAACUCCGGCAUGCAACGACAAGAGUCCUCCGACGGUGGAUCCGAUAGUCCCCAAUCACCUGCUCGCUCAAGGUUCUCCGACGCUUUCUCUCACAUGCCACCUACGCCUCCGACGUAUAGCCCGCGACAGAUCAAGCAGGAACAGAUGCCCAGCACGCCCCAAUUCGCGCCACCCUUGUCCAUGCAAGGUGUGGUGAAUCCGCUUGCCCUGCAGGACCCGCAACAAUGGUCUGGGCAAUUCAAUCCAUUUGAUGAGAUGGAUUUGUUGCCAGGAGACUACACCAAUAUGCCAUUCGAUGAUCAACAAUUGUCCCCGAUGUUCAACCGUCAAAUGCCGAACUGCCUGUCGCAAGGGCCUUAUAUGGAACAAAAGAAUGAUUAUGAGGACUUCAACCAGUUUCUCAACCCUAAUCCUACGGAGAUCACGUCGAUCUAG